AUGAGCAAAUUGUAUUCUUUGAAGGAUUAUAUGCAAGUGAGAGGCAGCUGGAGGUCUCAGGAGAGGGGAUUUGAUGAGGAAUAUGUAGUAAAUGUGGGGAAUUUGGAAGAUGAGGAAGUUUUGAGGAUGGUUGAGAGGAAUAGAUCAAACAGUGUUGAAAUGAUAAAGAAAUAAGAAGGUGUUUCCAACGAAUAGAAAUUCUUAUGAAAAACCUUACUUUAAUCAAAAGCUAAAGAGCUUCAACAAUAUCUUAAAAACAAGAAGAUCGUCACAGUUAGAAUUUCCCAGUAUCCAAAACACAGAGAAUCCAAGCUUCAAAAUAAAUGUAAAUUCCAUCUGAACUCCUUCGAAUAUUGAAACAAAAAGUAUUCAGAAAAGCUGAAAGUCUCAAAUAAAAAGGAACAAUAAAUUUCAAAAUCAGGACGACGAAGCUACUAUAGACUCAAUUCUGAAUGUAAAAAUGACUCCAUUUUAUAAAGAAAUGGUCAAAAACUCUCGCUCCAUGUCCAGAAGCUUUGAGAGUUGAUCUGCUUUUGAUAAGGCCAGUGGAUUCAAAGAAAAGGUCAGAGAAAGAGUAAAAGACUUGAACACUGUCAAGGAGAUGCCUCAGUAUUACUUCGUUACACAAACAAAAUCUCAAAGUCUAUCUCCUAGCAUAAGAGAGCAAGAAAAUCUUCAGAGAUUCAAAGACCAAGACUCUUUACAGGAGAGACUUGCUACCUUUGUAGAUGAGUCUGGCCCUAAAGUUGCUCAGACUAGCUUCCCUCCCUUAAUUAAUCACAAGGAGCUCAGAGAAAAAGAAAAAGCUAAAUAAGGAAAUCCUAAAGCAAGCUGAGAUAAAGAUCAAGGAUGAAAAAGAACAAUCUGAUCGAAAGAUCCGACUUGAUACAGGUGAUGACCACACAAAGAACUUAGAAAAGGUAUACUCCUAUCUUGAAACUAAGCUAGAUAGCUUUGACUCAAAACUAGAGUAUAUCAAUGACCUUUAUUCCUCAGUGAAUCAGCUUACAGGGCCCUUAGAGAGAAGAAUUAGGCUCCAAAAAUUAAAACAUGAUUAUAAAGCCAAUAAAAUCAACUCUAUAAUCCACAACGAAAUCAAAGACUUUGAAUAUGUUCUGGAUAAAGUAAACUUAAAUCCCUCUAUCCCCUUGGAAACCCUAAAAAAGAGUUAUAAAAGAAUAAAGUCUCAGCACUCAAAUAAACUUCAGAAGAAUAUUUCCAAAAACUGGAAAAAGAUGAAUUCGAAUAAUGACAGACUUAACUCACAGAUCUCUAAAAGUGAAGCUAGGAAAAAUUGGCAAAACAAACAGAGGAAGAACUAGCACCAGACUAGAAAUUUGAAGUAUUCCUGCCCAAGGAUACUCUAGAGAAAGCUGUGAGAGCAAACUUAAAAGCUCCUCUGAGUUAUCAAUAUCAAGAUUUAACUCAGGCAUGAACUUAUUGUCUCCACCAACGAAGAUGAAUAGAUCUUCCUCAAGAUAUCUUGGUACAUUGUUAGAGUAACUUUAGAUCAAUCUCAAGAGUCUCAGGCAAUUAAUCAGGA
Molecule: messenger RNA, 1543 nt
Organism: Moneuplotes crassus
Lineage: Eukaryota; Ciliophora; Spirotrichea; Euplotida; Euplotidae
Source: the annotation of a GenBank genome assembly